This is a messenger RNA of Salarias fasciatus (jewelled blenny), 1108 nucleotides long. RefSeq names its product probable G-protein coupled receptor 21. Gene Ontology annotation, biological process: G protein-coupled receptor signaling pathway. The record is from RefSeq and is a predicted model, not a curated record. The transcript has a single exon. Gene Ontology annotation, molecular function: G protein-coupled receptor activity. Bases 26 to 1108 code for a protein of 360 amino acids. Lineage: Eukaryota; Metazoa; Chordata; Actinopteri; Blenniiformes; Blenniidae. Gene Ontology annotation, cellular component: endosome; plasma membrane.
UUUCCCCUCCCUGCUCAGUCCAAACAUGAACUCUUCCUCUGAUGUGAACCACAGCGGCUCCUCGCCAUUCUGCCUGCUGGGCAGCGUGGGUUACUCCUCCAGCCUCAACACCUGCCUGCUGGAGGUGGGGGUCAUCCUCUUCCUCACCGUGCUCAUCAUCGCCGGGAACCUGGUGGUGAUCUCGGUCUUCCACUGCGCCCCCCUGCUGCACCACCACACCGCCAGCCACUUCAUCCAGACCAUGGCCUACGCCGACCUGCUGGUGGGCGUCAGCUGCCUGGUGCCGUCGCUGUCGCUGCUGCGCUACCUGCGGGGCCUGAGGGAGGAGCUCACCUGCAAGGUGUUUGGAUACAUGAUCUCCGUGCUGAAGAGCGUGUCCAUGGCGUCCCUGGCGUGCAUCAGCGUGGACCGCUACAUCGCCAUCACGCGCCCGCUGUCCUACACCACGCUGGUGACGCCGUGCCGGCUGAGGGCGUGCAUCGUCCUCAUCUGGAUCUACUCCGCUCUCGUCUUCCUGCCGUCGUUUUUCGGCUGGGGGAAGCCGGGCUACCACGGGGACAUCUUUCAGUGGUGCGCGGAGUCCUGGAAGACCCGGCCGGGCUUCAGCACCUUCAUCGUGGUGCUGCUGUACGCGCCGGCGGCCCUCACCGUCUGCUUCACCUACGGCAGCAUCUUCAGGAUCUGCCGUCAGCACACCCGGGAGAUCACCCAGCGCCACGCCCGCUUCAGCUCGCAGACGGAGGGCGCUCAAAACGAGCGCAGCGCCGAGCGGUGCGAGGGCUGCCCGGACCGGCGCUACGCCAUGGUGCUGUUCCGCAUCACCAGCGUCUUCUACGUGCUGUGGAUGCCGUACAUCCUCUACUUCCUGCUGGAGAGCGCCGGGCUCUACCACCACGAGGUGGCCUCCUUCCUCACCACCUGGCUGGCGAUUAGCAACAGCUUCUGCAACUGCCUCAUCUACAGCCUGUCCAACAGCGUCUUCCGGAAAGGCCUGGGCCGCCUCUUCCGCCCGCUGCUCCCCUCCUGCUCCACCUGCUCCACCUGCACUGAGGCUGAAAAGGCUCCAGCAGCAGCCCUCCCGCAGACGGACCCCCGGUGCCCAGCCUGA